Messenger RNA from Poecilia reticulata (guppy), 2957 nucleotides. RefSeq names its product RNA polymerase II elongation factor ELL2-like. Gene Ontology annotation, cellular component: transcription elongation factor complex. The record is from RefSeq and is a predicted model, not a curated record. Gene Ontology annotation, biological process: positive regulation of transcription elongation by RNA polymerase II; snRNA transcription by RNA polymerase II; transcription elongation by RNA polymerase II. NCBI's taxonomy places the organism in Eukaryota, Metazoa, Chordata, Actinopteri, Cyprinodontiformes, Poeciliidae. Gene Ontology annotation, molecular function: cis-regulatory region sequence-specific DNA binding.
AGCUGACAGAGGAAAGCUGCUCUUGUCGGAGGACAGGGGGAGAGCCAGCGAUGGCUUCACUCAGACAGGAGCACCACUAUGGGCUCUCCUGUGGAAAAACUACCAAAAACAGCUCCAACAUUACUCUGUACCACGUCAAGCUGACGGACACGGCCAUUAGAGCGCUGGAAGCGUAUCAAAACCUCAAGGGAGUUUUGCAAAAUGAGACAUCAAUCUGUUUUAAAGGAAACCACGGGUACUUCAAGAUCCCAACUCCAACACCAGAGUCACCUUCUGCUCUGCGCAUCUUCUCCUUCUACCUGUCCAGUGACAGCAAAGACCAGCCUCAAGCCAGCUUCGACUGCAUCCAUCAGUACAUCUCCAGCGACGGCCGCGAGCAGCUGGAGGGCCAAGGCAGCAUCCAGGACAAGAUCACCGUGUGUGCCACCGACGACUCCUACCAGAUGACCCGCGAGAGGAUGUCUCAGAUGGAGAAGGACAGCUGGAGCCGCUCGGCUAUCGAGAUCAAACCCGGAGCCACGCAGCCCAGUAAAAGCGUCAAAUACCAAAAGAGAUCCGCUCCCCUGCCUGCUCCUGAAAGCAGCUUCUUCAAGCAGCCGGCCACCAACCGGAGGAGCUACGGCAUGCCGACCCAGAAGCCCCUGAGGGAACGCAUCAUCCACCUGCUGGCCCUCAAACCCUACAGGAAACCAGAGCUUCUCCUGUGGCUGGAGAGAGAGCGGGCCGCAGCAAAGGACAAGGCCGAGCUGGGAGCCGUGCUGGACGAGGUGGCCAGAGUGAAUCCCAAAGACAGCAGCUACCUGCUGAAGGACGACUUCUACAGGCACGUGCAGAGGGACUGGCCAGGCUACAGCGAGGAGGAGAAGCAGCUGGUCAGCAGGCUGCUGUCCAAGAAACUUCAGCCCCACAUCAGCAAUAAAUCACGCAACGUUCAAGCACACUUGUCAAUACCUGCGACCCCCGAGGACCCAAGCGCAGCAAAAAACCCAGCUGUGAAACGUCCUGUUCCCCUGGACUCACAGGAAAGACUUUCUACGAAGAGGCAAAAACUUACAGACCAAAGGUUACACCAGUCUGUGGCAAAAGGACUCGCAAACACUAAAGGAGCACAUGAUAAUGCAACUGUGACCUUCGACCCCAGUCUCCUCUCUGUUGCUGAACCUCAGCGGAUCGGUGGCAUCCCUGGUGACCCCAGCGGCCUAACUGUGGCCCACUGUGGCUUUCCUUUCGAGCACGGCCCGGCUGGCGGACAUAUUUCUGAGAAAAGAGAGCAGGACGCUAACGUUAACAAGCUGAAAACGCCGCAGGUCGACUCUGACUGCACUCAGCAGCAACUCCACAACAGCCAGCACAGAAAGAAGAAAUCCAAAAAGCACAAAGAAAAGGAGCGGGAGAGGUUAAAAAGUGACAAAGGAGCCGAAUGGCUGCAGUCGAGUCCUGAUCUCAAGCAGAACACAGAGAAACUUGACAAUCCUGACAUCACAAGUGCUGCGGCCUCUGAGGAGAAGCUGGAUUACGUACUGGCGUACAGCCCCAUCUCAAGUUUGGAGCAACGGCAGCGAUAUCAGGAGGAUUUCUGCACAGAGUACGACGAGUACAAAGACCUUCACUCCCGGAUCGCUGCCAUAACUCACAUGUUUGUUCAGCUGGGCUCCAAGAUCAAGACUCUGUCUCCUGGCACACAAGAAUAUAAGACUAUGGAAGACCAAAUACUGGAAAAGUACAGCAAGUUUCGGAAGAAGUUUCCAGACUAUAGGGAGGAAAAGAAGCGCUGCGAGUAUCUUCACGAAAAACUGUCGUACAUCAAACAGCUCAUCAACGACUACGAUCUCUCCAAGCCCUCUUCAUAGCAUUUGUUUGCUUUUUUGUUGUUUCUUUUAAACCAUCAACUUUGCAUACACAACCUGAGUGUCAAAGCAUUUGUACCAGUGACACAAACAGCUUUGAAAGGAGACUGCAGCUUUUUCCACACUCUUUUGCUAAAGCCUCAGACAGAUUUUCCCGAGUUCUCAUAAUAUAACUGAGCGAAAAAUCACUGGAAGGUAUUUGGUUGGAAUCUUUUUUUCAAUGUAGUUUUUGACCUUAACUUAUUUACUUUGCUUUUUUUUUGACACUUGUGAAAUCAUUCCUUUUGUAUUUCCUUACAGCUUCUGUUGUUGUUUUUUUUGUGCUUUUCAUUCUCCUAAACUUGUCUAAUUGCAGUGGAAGUCAAGCUUUGAGAAAGAACCUUGUCUGGAGUGAAUGGGAGAAGCAGCCCACAUGUGAACAUAAAUCAACUUUAUUCGUUGCUCACAGCUAUUAAAAAGUUUUUUUAAUUUUAGUCAGAACGGUGAGUCACAGUGUGCCGGACUUUUUCACACUUGGUUACAACGGCAAACUUUGACAUAUUUUAUUGGCAUGAUCUGCCACAGAGCCAUGCAUAAUUGCGAAAUGGAAGGAAAAAGGAUACAUAGUGUUUUUUUUUUUUUAAACAAAUACAGUGAAAACUCUUAAGCUGAAGAAAAGCAUUCCCGCAGCAUAAUCCUGCCACUGUCAUGUCUUAAGGUUGUGCAGACUAAUGCUCAGUGUUGGUCCUCUUUGUUUUGUAUUUAGUCUCUUUUGGACCAGACCUUUUUUGUGGCAAAGUCCGGCCAGAAAUUUCAACAAAAGGCUUUUUUAUGCCUAAUAAGGCUAUUUUAUAUUGUUCAACACGAUUUUUUUUUAUUACUAUUCCACUUCGUCCUGCUUUAAACUCCUCCUAUAACAUUCUCCAGGACCUGGUCUUCAUUAUGCUGUUUGGUCACAACUUUUCUCUGACAAACCUUUGAGGCCUUCACUGAACAGCUAUUGUAGAUUUUGCUUACUAGAAAAGUGACUUUUAGAGAUGUUUGUUUGCACUGGAGUUUAUUUAUGGAGGGCAGACCACGUUUCCAAGCCACCUUUAUCAGAUUUUAUUUCCAUAAAGAUUCUAUAAAAUA